AUGGCUGCCGCACAGGAGCGACAGCUCGAGCAGGAUAGCAUCGCCAAGAAGCUGGCCUUCAUCGAUUCGAAGGUUGCCACUGGGCAGUCUAUCGGCGAUGGCUAUGCUCCUCUAGCACUUUGCGACUGGGAGGCGACUUUUCAGGAGGUCGAGGAGCCGCAGCCGGCUCUGACCAUCAGUCCUGCAUCUGAGACAUGGCAAGCCCACGGCGACGACGAAAGCUGU
Symbiodinium necroappetens is the source of this 225-nucleotide messenger RNA. The record is from the annotation of a GenBank genome assembly. NCBI's taxonomy places the organism in Eukaryota, Dinophyceae, Suessiales, Symbiodiniaceae.